UCCUCCUCCUCCUCCUCCUCCUCCUCCUCUUCUUCUUCCUCCUCUUAUUUCUUCUCCUCUUGCUCUUCAUUAUCAGUAUUUCUCCAAGAACAACAACAACAACAACAACAACAACAACAACAACAACAGUAACAACAACAACAACAACAACAACAACACAUACUACUGCUACAACAACAACAACAACAACAACAACACCUUGCACACCUGAAUAACUGCAUCACACACCUGUACUCUCUACCACACACCUGUUUCAAUCCCCAUACACAACUACAGUAG
Messenger RNA from Scylla paramamosain (green mud crab), 279 nucleotides. RefSeq names its product ras-related protein RabY-like. Lineage: Eukaryota; Metazoa; Arthropoda; Malacostraca; Decapoda; Portunidae. The record is from RefSeq and is a predicted model, not a curated record.